Siniperca chuatsi (mandarin fish) is the source of this 8296-nucleotide messenger RNA. It is a transcript of the gene ltbp1, whose product is annotated as latent transforming growth factor beta binding protein 1. Gene Ontology annotation, molecular function: calcium ion binding. Bases 501 to 5177 code for a protein of 1558 amino acids. The record is from RefSeq and is a predicted model, not a curated record. The transcript is spliced from 31 exons. NCBI's taxonomy places the organism in Eukaryota, Metazoa, Chordata, Actinopteri, Centrarchiformes, Sinipercidae.
GAAACUGUCAGCUAACGUUACCGUUCUCGGGGUUAGUGUGUAGCCCCCCCCCCUUCCUGACGUCAUGUCUGGAGGCUGGCUGCUCGCGCUGCUGACACUGUUCACCUCCAACAGAGAAACUUUCCUGGAGUUCUCAGGCUCUUUGACUGCGGACCAAGGCAAAUCCUGCUCAGAGGAAGCCGCAGCAGCUCGGAGGCCCUCCAUGCCGCAGGGAGACAGAAAGCGGGGCUAUAGUCACUUCUAAAGCCGAGGAACAUUUUUACCUUACAUACCCUAUUUUAUUUCAAACUUAUAAAAGUGAAGCCAACGUUUUUCCUUGGGUAACGUUAGCGUAUUAAGUACAUUCCCAUACCGGGUUGGAGGUCUGUACCUACAGGAAUAUGCUCAGGAAUACAAAAGUUUUUCUUACUCGUAAAAAGUGAAGUGAGUUUUUCACGGAGCCAAAAGUAACCUGGACCUCUUUUCCCCAAAAACCGUUUUUUCUUUAAUUCGUUUUCGGUAUGGAUAUGGCUUGGAUUAGAUGGGGCCUCUUAUUUUCGUUCGGUUUGUUUCUCUCCCCGGUAUGUGUGUCAGCGGAGCAGCAGCAGAGCCACAGCGGCUUCAGGAGGCUGUACGUGCUCCAGCCCGGGCCGAGCCUGGGGUUGGCCGGAGCGGACGGCGGGGUGCGAGUCAGCUCCAUCUCGACGCGUCACGGCGCGGCGGGGCAGCCGCACACGUACAACGUUGAGCUCACCGCCAAUUUCGGCGGCCAGGUCCGGACCCGCAGGAUGGGGAACCAAGCGGCUUCAGCCCCGCAGUUCAGUCAGCAGAAGCCGGGCGUCCGGCAGAGCGGACAGGAGCAGAGCCAGCAGAAGCAGCUCAUGAAACUGUCUGGGGUGAAUGUCUGUGGAGGGCAGUGCUGUCAUGGAUGGAGUAAAGCUCAGGGAUCGCAGAGGUGCACAAAACCCAAUUGCAUCCCUCAGUGCCAGAACGGAGGAAUGUGCCUCAGGCCUCAGCUCUGUGUCUGCAAGCCUGGCUCAAAUGGGAAGGCAUGCGAACAGAAGACGGUGCCCACACACCCCUUUCCAGCACUGCCUGGGAAUAUACCCACCAAUGGGCACACAACUGGUCACACAAAUGGACACACUAAUGGUCCCACUAAUGGACACAAUGGGGUACACCAGCGACCCAUACCUCAGCAAGUGCCUCCCAAUGGUUAUGCCUCAGCCUCCCCUCCUUCUAGCAACAUGGCCCAGAUGAAACUAAAUGUCAAGCCGGCCCAGCUUUUACGACCACAUUACAUCCAACAGCACACCCAGCAGCAGAUCGGGCCCAUGUCCAUGCACCCAGGUCAGAGCCAGCAGUAUGUUAUGAAGCCCAAAUACUACCACACCCACCACACACACACACACACACAGACGCAUGUCCAGUCACAACCUGAGAGGCCGAUCCCCCUAACAGUGGGACACAACCCCAUCCAUGUGGGCAACCAUACAGGAAGGAUCAAGGUGGUCUUCACACCAACCAUCUGCAAAUUAACCUGCAUAGGAGGCAGAUGUCACAACAACUGUGAGCUGGGAAAUACCACCACCAUCAUCAGUGAGAAUGGUCAUGCUACAGACACCCUAACAGCACCCAACUUCAGAGUAGUGGUGUGUCACCUGCCGUGUAUAAAUGGCGGCAAGUGCAGUGCCAGGGACAAGUGUCAGUGCCCUCCCAACUUUACUGGAAAGUUCUGCCAGAUGCCCAUUCAGAACGGACACCAGCAGCACCAGCAGAUGUCAGGCGGCUACAGCCAAACUCAGGUCCACUCCACACAUACACUGCCUCUGACCUACAGCAACGGCCAGAGUCCUGUCUUCAGCCCCAGCAUCGUCAACAUCCACAUCAAACAUCCUCCAGAGGCUUCUGUCCAGGUCCACCAGGUGUCUCAGCUGGACAACUACCACAACAACGGGCACCAGCUGAAAGGUUCCCAGUCAGGCUCCUCUUCAUCCACCAGCUACAGAUACCACCACACAGAGAGCAGCCAGAAGAUCCAGCACCACGGCUACAACAUAGUUUAUCCCAGCCAGCAUGGCUACCAGGUCCCCCAGUACCAGCCCUCCAAGAACAUGCUGGGUCGCUGCUUCCAGGAGACUGCAGGGAGUCAGUGUGGGAAGGCUCUGCCAGGACUCACUAAGCAGGAGCAGUGCUGUGGGACCAUUGGGACAUCCUGGGGUUUCCACAAAUGCCAGAAGUGUCCAAAGAAACCAUCUAUCCCUCUGAUAGAUUGUCCUCAGGGUUAUAAGAGAAUCAACAGCUCUCAUUGCCAAGAUUUAGAUGAGUGCCAGCUACAGGGUGUGUGUCCUAAUGGAAACUGUCUGAACACCGUGGGCAGCUACAGGUGCAUGUGUAAACCCGGCUAUGUCCCUGACCCCACGCUCACUACAUGCAUAUCCAACACGCCUGCCAUCCAAGAGGAGAAGGGGGCUUGCUUCCGUUUGGUCAGCUCAGGGAGGCAGUGUUUGCACCCAGUGUCUGCCCAGCUGAGCAAACAGCUCUGCUGCUGCAGUGUGGGCAAAGCCUGGGGCCCUCGUUGCGACAAAUGCCCCCCUCCAGGAACAGCUAAGUUCAAAGAGAUCUGUCCCGGUGGAAUGGGCUACACUGUUCUACCAAAUCCACCUGUCAAUAAGCCAGUCACCGUUUACCAGGAGCCCAUUGACCCACUACCCCCUCAACCUCUGCCCACACCAGAAAGACCAGUGGAGGCUUUUGGCAAACCAGAAGAGAUUAUACCAGUAGCAACAACUGCACCAGAUCAGGAGCUGGUAGUUCCUGUGGUUAGUAAUAGGCCAGUAGUUGAACCUAUCCUGCCCCAGCUAUCUCCGGGUGUAUCCACUAUCAAGAUCGAGGCAGCCAACCCAGUAGAGGUUGUUGAAAGGAGCUCUCCACCUGCACCAGUGGAGAUCCUCCCAUCUAAUGCAGGCCAGGACAUCGCUCCCACUCAGUCAGCUGAAGUGGAUGAGUGCCAGAUCAACCCUUAUAUUUGUGGCCAGGGGAUUUGUUACAACACAGCUGAGGGUUACACCUGCCACUGUGAUGAGGGAUACCGCCUGGAUGACACCCAAACCACCUGUGUAGAUGUAGAUGAUUGUUUGGAAAACCCAUCUUUAUGCUUUGGCGGUCACUGCACGAACACAGAGGGCAGUUUCCUGUGUGUUUGUCCGUGGGGAUUCCUUGUCGAUGAAGAGGGAACCAGUUGUGUUGAUAUUGAUGAAUGUACGAACAGGUCAGCGUGUCCUUCUGGUAUCUGCCUUAAUGUGCCAGGGGGCUACAACUGUGGCUCCUGUCCUAAUGGCUUCUUGGGACAGGGAGGCCAGUGUAUAGAUAUAGAUGAGUGCCAGGAUCAGCGGGUUUGUACCAGAGGCCACUGCCAGAACACCGAAGGCUCCUUUAUCUGUCAGUGUGGGCUAGGUUUCAGAGUGUCCCCGGCUGGGGACCAUUGUGAUGAUGUGGAUGAGUGUUUAGAAGACGCCAGGCCCUGUGAGGCUGUCGGGGAGUGUGUUAACAACAUGGGCUCCUACACCUGUACCUGCCCCAGGGGAUACCGACAGAUCAACGGCACCAGCUGCAGAGAUGUUGAUGAGUGUGUGGAUGAACCAGAGCUCUGUUCCCCCCAUGGCGAGUGUCUCAACACAGAGGGAUCCUAUGUGUGUGUGUGUGAGAGUGGAUUCACUGCCAACCUCGACAUGCCCUCCUGUGAUGAUAUUGAUGAGUGUGGGCUAAAUGAGACAAUGUGCGGCCCUCAUGGCUUCUGUGAGAACAGACUGGGUUCCUUCCGAUGCCUCUGUGACCAGGGCUACCAGGAGUCCCAGGAUGGCCAAGGCUGUGUGGAUGUGAAUGAGUGUGUGCUGCUGAGCGGUAUGUGUGGAGAAGCCCAGUGUGUGAACAUUGAUGGUUCCUUCGUCUGCCUGUGUCCCAGUGGCCAGGACUAUAACACCAUGAUCGGCAAGUGUGAGACCAUUCCCACAGCAUCAACAGUGGAGCGUAAGGAGUGCUACUAUCAUCUGAACGAUGAGAACCUGUGUGAGAGUGUGCUGACCAGCAAUGUCACCCUGCAGGAGUGCUGCUGCACACUGGGAGCCGGCUGGGGUGACAACUGUGAGGUGCAUCCCUGUCCUGUCAAUGGCACAGACCAGUUCAAUCAGAUAUGUCCAUCUGGAAGAGGUUUUAUUCUCAAUGGAGACUUGUUGUAUGGAGUACCCACAGCUGACAGCUACAAAGAUGCAGAUGAAUGUACACUGUUUGGCCAGGAGGUGUGUAAAGGAGGCUUCUGUUUGGAUACUGUGGGCAGCUACGAGUGUUACUGCAAGACCGGACAGGACUACGACCCUGCCAACCUGGAGUGCAAAGACAUCAAUGAGUGUCUGGAUGAGUCAGUGUGUGUUGGUGGACAGUGUUUGAACACAGAUGGCUCAUACAUGUGUUUCUGUACACAUCCCAUGGUAUUGGACCCCAACAGUAACCGCUGUAUCUUUGUUCCUGAGGUAGCUGAGCAACAAGAGUUGGAGCAGAUAGACUACCAGGGCAUCUGCUGGCAGACGGUUACAGAAGCAAAGUUGUGUAUGCGGCCGCUGGGUCCCAACAGGAAGACCACAUACACAGAGUGCUGCUGUCUGUAUGGACAGGCCUGGGGCAUGGACUGUGCCUUGUGUCCACCCAGAAACACCGAGGAUUAUGCGUCCAUGUGUAACCUUCCUCUGGGUGAUGGGCGGCGGCCCUACGGUCAUGACGCCCUUGUUGCCGGCCCAGUCCAUGAAUAUGAAGUGAGCCCAGACUAUUCACCAUCACCUGAGCAGCAAGCUGUCCUACCUUUUUACGAGAAUGAGGAGCAGCCAUACAAGGCAUUUGAGGGUUUGCGAGCAGAGGAGUGUGGGAUACUAAACGGCUGUGAGAACGGUCGGUGUGUCCGGGUUCAGGAGGGUUACACCUGCGACUGCUUUGAUGGAUACACCCUGGACCUGUCCCGCAUGGCCUGCAUUGAUGUGAACGAGUGUUCAGAACUAAACAAUCGGAUGUCGUUGUGUAAAAAUGCAAAGUGCAUCAACACAGUGGGCUCCUAUCAGUGUGUGUGUCUGCCGGGCUUCACUGCCUCGGACAAACUCAACUACUGUGUAGAGGCAGCAACACACCAAACAUCACCAGACACACAGUGAGCAUGGACGGAGACUAGGGGGCGACAAAAGACACUAAAACCACACGCACAAGCUUGUAUUACUAUACUUGUGAGGACGUCCACUAACUACAUUCAGUCACUGCCAAAUCCUCAACACUAAUCUUAAAGGUGAACUCCCUGGUUUGGUUAAAGUGUCCAGCUGCACUCCCAAAUCACUUCACAACUGAUCAUGUGACAGUGACUUGAAGGAAAGUUAGAGAUUUGGGGGUCAUAUAGCAAAAUCAGGGAGUGUACCUUUUAAACUGAUAAAAAUCUAGUUAUAAUCCUUGCCCUUUCUAAAUCAAACCUCCAAAACCUAAACCUUAAAUAUUGCCUUUGAAUGAACCUAAUCCUUAUUCUAAUCUUACUCCAUAAUUCAAAAAGUAAUCUAAAUCCAGAUCUACCAUUUAUCAGUGUCAUUAUAUUUACUCAUUUCCUGCAUUUCCCUUGUGUUCUACAACACUGUGGAUUUUUUCAGUACUUCUGUUGCAUUAUAUUUGUUAUAUUUUCUAUUUAUGUUACCCUUGAUAAAUAUUAUAAAGUACUCCCAAUGUUAAGACCUAAUUUUGUGAUUGAUUAAUUAAUAAUUUUUUAAAAUGAAUUUUCACCGACUACACUACACUGUAACUUGCUCUGGUUUCUGUGGUUAAAGCUCCUGGUGGUUCUGCUCCUACCUUACUAUCACAUCGCAUUGCAAAUAUUGUUGCAAGGAGUCAUCGUUAAUGUCACACCUGUGCUUUUACUUCUAUGACAAGUCAAAAUGUCUGCUGUGUAAACUGUCUCAAAUUCUGUUGGCUUCCAAAUGUGUCUGUCAUCUGACAGAUCAAGACUAAAGCUGUCUGAAAUCACUCAUUCAGUAUUUCUUAUAUAACACACUCCACUUUACUCUAUAAUGACCAGUACAUUGAGAAUUUAGACAGUUAUGAAUCAUAAUUUUCACAUAAAACGUAAUGCAUUGCAUUCUGGGAAUAUAUGAAAAUUGUCUUCCAAGUGCAUAAGCCAAAAAAGUUUGAUAGCUUCCUCACGCACAUAAAAAUAGCUUUUCUUGGCUCUGGGAAAGUUUUACAAAUAUAAAAUCUUGUCGAUUUUAAAAAUUCAUAAUACAAAGUAAUAACUGACCUUGCUUGCAAUUUUAGGUGGUCUGUCAACAAUUUUAAAGACAUCUCUUUUAUAAUGGUGGUCUAUAGGGAAAAUGCGUUUUGAGCCCCAGGGGAUUUUUUCGUUGCAGUACCAAGAGUGGCUACUGAGACAAAUUGCCAGCAAGGCUGAGCGGUAUCAGAUCUCUUAAUAUAAUAAAUUUAAAUAAAUGUAAUAUUAGAAAUUUUGAGGGCACUAUAUACAAUAUUCAGACACUCACCUAAAAUGGCAGAGGGUAAAUGUAGCGCACCAGAUAGUAAAUAGGGAGUAAUUUUGUACAUAGCCAAUGAGUCUACAGCCACAUGCUGACGUUUAGCUGGUAUAAUGUUCGGUUUACUAUCUUAGUUUAGCAUGUUAGCAUGCUAGCAUUUGCUAAUUAGUACUUAACAUUAAUCGCAGCUGAGACUGAUAGAAAGUCAUUAGUUUUACAGGUAUUUAGUCACAAACCAAAGUACUGGACAAAUUAGAAUUUUGACCUGAUGAUGGCGCUAGAUGAAAAGUCACAGGAUCAAAGUUAUUACAAUUCAUCCUCUGGGGAACAUGGAUGUCUGUACCAAAUUUCAAUGUAAUCCAUCCAAUUGCGGAUUUUUCCAAAGUAAUUAAGCUGGACCAAAGAGGUGGACUGACCAACCAACAAUGCCAUCACUAGAGCCCCACUGCUAGCAUGGUUCAGAAGUUUGGGGACCACUGCUUUAAAGAAUCCUUUAAAAAAUUGUACCUUUGUAUUUAUUAUGCUGCGAAUAAAUCACUUCCCUAUACUUAUGAUGUAUUGUCAGAAUAAAUAAUCAGUUUUUUUUCUUACUUAGCUCAACAUUUGAUGGAGGACCUGAGUCAUUUUAAUUUAUGUUUAAUUAUGGUGUAUAAUUGUGUAAUUAUUAACAUUAAAGGAUGGUAAAUUCGUUGAAGCCCAACAACUAAACCUAAUUUUUUACAUUUUAUUGCUAAAUUUUAAAUGACAACCUCAAAGAAGUGGGAAUCAACUAGUAGUCUUCAAACAGAGCUUUAUCACGUUUUUUGUAUCCCUGAGGGGACAUUUGGUCCUUAAAAGUAUAGAAAUACAAGCACACAUACAUACACACAGACACUUACUUAAUCAAAGCCCAUAUAUUCUGCACUGUAUAAGUUACACACUAAAUGAAACAAACAGCAAUUUACUUGAGAUGAAGAUUCAACUUAAUCUACUAUGUGGUGCCUAUGUGGGGGAUAGAAACAAAGAUUUGUAUAAAAUGUAUGUUUUGUCUGUUGCUUUUCAAAGUUUGUUUCUUUUUUUUAAAGUGGAGUUUUAUCUGUGUUAUAAGAGGCCAUUUUGCUCAUUUAACGUAUCGACAAACCCUAUGGACUUGUGAUGGGGGAUCAUCUUGUUAUUUUCUACCCAGUCAAACUGAUUGUGGAUAUUUAAUUGUGUGAAGAGGCCAGCUGUCUGCUCCCUCUCUUUCUCCAUUACCGUCUCUCUGUCAUAAAGAAAAGCGUGUUUCUAUACUUCAGAAUCACCAAAUCAUUAAUAUGCACAUUUUGAUGUACUAAAGAAAGUUGCUAAUGUAAAGUCUUUAGAAUAAGCUUUUUGUGGGAUUUUGUCUUUGUUUUGUAAGAAUGAUAAAAUGCAAUCAUACAGUAAAACUACUUGUUGUCUGCAACAUAAAACAAUGCCAAGUUCCAUGUUUCUUACAAAGAGCUAAAAGACUUUUUAUUGUUUCCUGGUAUUCCUUCCCUUCUUCCUUCCCCUCUGUAUGUGUUGAGAUGACUGAAAUGAAUUUCUAUUUUUCAUACUUCUCUUAUCUGCGUUUCACUGCAAAGUCUUGCCAGGUUGCAAAGCUGCUAUGGGACAGCGAUGGGAGAGAAGAAACUUGUGUACAUUUAAACAAAAAAGUGGAGAAAACAGCUGAAGUAUUUGUAAUUUGUACAUGAAUAAAUAGUUUUUUCUAUGAAUUCAUAUUACAGUGUACAUUAAACCCCUUGGUAAUAAACCACAAAUUGUUAUAUUUA